UUGUCGUAGCCCCGCGGUAGAUGAUGGAGGAUGAAUGAAGCGUCUAUGCUAGCAGUUAGCUAGCUACAACAACAUGACAGCAUAUAUAUGACAGAAACAAGCUAGUUCUGCCGUGCUGGAGCAAGAAACCACUGAAUAAUAAAGACAUUUGGGAGCUGUGAAGGGGACCCAACCAAUGGGGUUUUGCAUGCUUGUCACACAAGCUAAGCAGGACAGCUAGCUAGUUGCUAGCUAAUAACAAACGCUAGCAUGCACUGGAAGGAGUCACUUGGGGCGGAUGCAAGAUUGAAACUCUGAAUCAACAGUAAACAGAGACAUCUCGAGAGGGCUGAGGUAACAGUGCCACCAUGUACUCCAGCCAAAACAACCGCAUGAAGUCCAGCUGCAACAGCAGCAGCAUCACUGAGCUGCUGGGGGCCCUGUGUGACUGCAGCCUGUCUGGGGUGUCCUGGAAACGUCGUGCCCUGGGUGGAGUCUCAAGAGAGGGUUUCCGCAGAGCUCUCAAGAAGUGUGCCUACGGCUCGCUGCUGUCUAAGCUAUUUCAAGAUGACACCAAAGGGUCUGCCCCAGCACCGAGUGCCACAGCUAAUACACCACCCAAAAACAAAGUCCUGAUGAUAUGCUUUGACUUGCGGGUGGCUGGGUGUCGAGAGGAAGCAGAGAGGUUGGAGGAGCAGCUGGGGAUGCUGCUGGAGGGAGAAUCCUCUGGCCUGAAGGAAAUAGACGCAGUCCUUGAGCUGUUGGUACAUCUGGCUGGUUCGGCACCUCCACCCCCUACCUCUUUUAGCAGGGACUACAUGAGACGAGAGAGGCCCGUGCUGCGGAGGCCUCGACCCUGGGGCUACCAGAGCGAGGAGCUGCAGAGGCUAGAGGCCCGGGCCUGGGGUCUGGUCUGUGGGGAAGAAUGGGGGACUUUGGAGAGUUUGUGUGGAACUCAGAGGUUAAUGGAUGCCCCUCCAGGUACAGGACUGCUGGUUCUGAGAACUAAAUUGGAAGCGGAAGAAAGGUUUGAGAGGGAUACCAGGAUGACGCUGUUUGGAGCACUGCAGCACACUCGUACCUCAGACAUAGACAUAAGACUGGACCUGCCUCCUGUUCCCAGUAAUAUUGAUGUAACUGGACUGGCUAUAAGGGUCCCCUCAUGUUUAGAUCAGUCUGAGGAUGAGGGCUUCCAGUCCGCUUCCAACAUGACCCCAGACUCUCAGUCAGAGAGCAGCCCCAUUCCAGAUGUUGAUAUAUGGGAGGCUCUCCGCACGUUUGAGCCUGGAAGACGCCGCUGCUGGGAGUCUGUUGGCUGCCCACCGGGGAAAAGAGAGUCACUCUAUCUAACAGAAGGAGGCAGAGAGGCCUUUGACCAGCUCUAUCGUCUAUGGGAGGGGGAGAUGAGGGUGGUCAGCACUGCUACACCCUCUCCUCUCCUUCCCCUGCCCCUGGACUCUCAGGCCCAACUGGUAUUUGACCUCCUCAAUGUAUUGAUCGGAGUGGCAUCCACGACCUUCCCUCUUAACCAGAGUGUUCAGUUUGAUGUCAGACCGGGUGUGUGCGUGUCGGGAGCCUCUCCAGAGAGUGUGUCUCGUCUCUUGGGGGAGCUGGCCCAGCAUGGCACCCACUACCUGAGGCUUAGUCGCUUUUCUCUGCAGAGUGCUGACAAAAAAGGCCUAGUUUUACAGGCUUUUACAGGUGGGCUGCGUAAGUACCUGCAUUACUACAGGGCUUGUGUACUCAGCACUCCACCCACCCUCAGUCUGUUGACCAUUGGCUUCCUCUUCCGCAAAGUGGGCCGCCAACUAAGGUACCUGUCAGAGCUGUGCUGUGUAGAUGGGCCUUUAGGUGCAGGACAGGCUACCUUCCCUGUGGGUGUUAAACUGCUGUCCUACCUGUACAAUGAAGCACAGAAUAACUGCAGUAACGAGAACUAUCCCGUCCUGCUGUCGCUGCUGAAGAGCAGCUGCGAACCUUAUACACGGUUUGUGUCUGACUGGGUGUAUAGUGGCGUGUUUCGGGAUGUUUAUGGAGAAUUCAUGAUCCAGGUCAAUGAGGACUAUCUCUGCUUCAGAGACAAACACUUCUGGGUCCAAGGCUACACUCUGAUCUCAAAGGAUGUGGAGGAUUGUGUGCCCAUCUUCCUGAGACACAUCGGCAAUGACGUGUACGUCUGUGGGAAGACCAUCAACCUCCUCAAGAUCUGCUGCCCGCAGCACUACAUCUGCUGGUCGGAGCUGCCGGUGCCUCGCAUCGCUGUCACCUUCUCCCUCCAGGAGGUGGAGGAGAUCGAGAGGGACUGCGCUGUGUAUCGCGGACGCAUGGAGAGGGUUGCUAAGCACAGCGCCAUCACCAGGGAGGAGCAAGCCCAGCGAGCAGAGCAGGCACGCCAGGAACUGAUCAAUCAGGUCAGAGAGUCAGCGGCCAAAACCCUGGAGAGCAUUCGCGGGCGCCAGGUGUCACAACGUCUGGCUGAGGAGGCCAAGAAGAGGAAGCGUUUUGAGGAGCAGAAACAGCACCUGGAGCAGGAGCAAGAGUGGCACAGUGUAGCCAAGAACAAGCAGGAGGAGGACGACUUCAGCUUUGCCAGAGAGCUGAGGGACAGAGAGAAAAGACUACAAGCCCUGGAGGAGCAACUGGAGCAGAGAGCCAGGAAGGAGCUGAUAGCUCAGUACAGCCGUCUGUCAGAGGAUGCAGCUCGUAGAGAGAGACGGGCCAUGUGGCAGGUGCAGCGUAUGAGACUCGAUGAAGCCCGGUCUCAGUUCUUCAUGCAUGACAGUCAGCAGACUCAGGCAAUGCUAAAGAGAUAUCCAUUAGGCCAGGAGAGACCUCCCAUGGAAGUGUUGCCAGCUGUUCCCACAGCUCAACAGACUGCGCCACAACCAACACUGGAACCUCCCAGUCUGGAUCCGUCUGAACAGCAGCCAGCAGGGAGUCAGGAAUGUGAUGCUGUCUCACCACCACCUGACCCAUCUUCAUCCACCCUAACAGUUGACCACGUCCUCAUCUCUGAGGACAUCGACAUCAAUGAUUUUCUCCCCAAGUCACAGAAUCCUGUCAGUCAGCAGGUAGACGACGCCCUGCAGGAGAUUGGCUCUGACCUACCUGAAGUUUGUCCUACAGCACAGCUAGUAGACUAUGACUUCAGUGCCCCCUUUAGUCCAUUUGAGGGUAUCACCGAACAAGCCUUAGUCCAGCCACGGCCUCGCUGGGGACCUGCAGUUCAGCCCGACUUGAUCCAAAACCAUCCGUCUUUUUCCCACAUUCCCAUUGGAGAGAACAUCUCUCAAUCCCAGGAUGGUCUCCCCAAAGCCAGCCCCUUUGGCCAAGCCUCCAAAUCCAGCUUUCCUCUUGGCCAAUACACCCCAGAGGAGACCCAGAAUACAUUCAGAGCAAAUAUUUAUGGACAUCCCUCUCAAGCCACAGUGCAGCUAGAGGAUGGGAGUGGCGAAAUGGCAAAAACCAAACAGAAGGAGGUUGCAUCUAUGAUAGAACCGAUAAUUGAAAGUGGGAAUUUAGAAAGUAAAGUAGAGGGAAGUGAAGACAAGGGUAAAUCUGUUGAGGCAGCAAAAGAUGAUUAUGUGUUUGAUGCCCCAUCCACUACACCACAAAGUGGCAAAGAUGAUGGUCAUCACAAAGCAUUGACAAGUCUUUCUGACUGUGGUGGGAUUGAUCCACCUGAUGCAAACCCUCAAGACCACAGCUCAGAUGUUCAAGAUAAAGCUGGUGAUAAUAUUUCUUUGCCAAACAUUCAUGUCUCCAGUGCUCACCUAAAAGCCGGAGAGCUGGUUUCAGAUGCUGUUGCCCAGCAGCCUUCAUCCAGCAUCCAUGGACAUCCCUCUGAUGCUCACAUACAUGUCGGACAGCUUGUAUCAGAGGUAACUGCUCCCCUUCCAGACCCUAACGUCCACGGUCACGCCUCAGAUUCACACAUGAAGAUUGGAGAACAUAUGUCGGAAGUCGGUGCUCCUCUACCUUCCGCCAGUGUUCAUGGCCACUCUUCUGAUGCUCACAUUAAAGUCGGGGAGAAUGUUGCAGAGUUUGUCGCUCCUCUCCCUGUUCAAAAUAUCCAUGGUCAUGCCUCAGAUGCCCACAUCAAAGUGGGUGAGCAUGUUUCUGAUGUGGUUGCCUCUCUGCCCUGCCCCAAUGUUCACGGUCACAGUUCAGAUGCCCACAUUAAAGUUGGAGAAAAUAUCUCAGAUUUUGUCGCAGCACAUCAUGCCCCCAGCAUCCACGGUCACUCCUCUGAUGCGAAUAUAAAAGUGGGCGAGUUUGUGUCCAACAUACCCGAAGCAAGACCUCGUUGGAGUAAACAUGGGCAUGCCUCAGACUGCAUCCUUCAGGCGGGCUGUGUGGUGUCUGGAGCUGAACCCGCCUCGACUGCUCUCCCUGGAAGCUCCUAUGGUCACUCCUCAGACUCGGGGUUGGGAGCUGGAUGUGUAGUUUCAGGGGAAGAACCCAAACUUUCUCCUCUACCCGGCAGCGCCCAUGGUCACUCUUCAGACUCACAUUUAGGCAUCGGAUGUGCUGUGACCGAAGCUGAACAACUUCCAUCACCACUGCCAGGCAGCGCCUACGGUCACUCUUCAGACUCACAUUUAGGCAUCGGAUGUGCUGUGACCAAAGCUGAACAACUUCCAUCACCACUGCCAGGCAGCGCCUACGGUCACUCUUCUGAUUCGACGUUGGAGGCGGGUUGUGUGGUGUCGGGGGCCGAGCCACAACCGGCUGCACCACCCAGCAGCAUUUAUGGCCACUCAUCAGAUUCUUCACUUGCAGUUGGGUGCGUGGUGAAGGACAUCUUAAAUCAGGGUUCUAAGCCGGACAGCUCUGGUGAGCAGCUGGAUGAGUUCAUGGGGUCCUGGGCAGCAGGCUUCGGUUUGUCCCCUGGAGAAAAGUCUGAGCAGGAAUACCUCUUGGCUUUGUGUGCUCAGUACGAGGUAGAACAAUACCAAGACUGCUACAACCUGAUGGCUUCGUCCCCCGAGUGUGAGCUGCUGAAGCAGGUAACCCGAGGCCCCUGGGGACUUCCUAUGGACCCCACGCUCCGCAAAGCCACAGACACCACUGCUAUCCAACUCAGCGAGAUGGUUUCACUGCCAGUUCUGAUAAAGCAGGCCGUCACUACCCCGCUCAUCACACAUGUGUCUUUGGUGAACAAGGCAGUGGUGGACUACUUCUUUGUGGAGUUGGGGGUGGAGAGACACUUUGAGGCGCUGCGCCACUUCCUGCUGAUGGAGGAUGGCGAGUUCGCACAGUCCCUCAGCGACCUGCUCUUUGAAAAGCUGGGCAGUGGCCAGACUCCCGGCGAGCUGCUGACCCCCCUGGUCCUGAACUCCAUCCUCAGUAAGGCCCUGCAGUACAGCCUACAUGGGGACACCCCUUUAGCCGCUAACUUCACCUUCGCCCUGCGCUUCCUCCCGGAGACCUUCCACCCGCACGCCCCUGAUUCUCUCAACUGUCUGGAGCUACGCUACAAGGUGGACUGGCCGUUGAACAUCAUCAUCACGGACAGCUGCAUGAACAAGUACAACCGUCUGUUCUCGUUCCUGCUGCAGCUCAAACACAUGGUGUGGAGCCUUCGUGAAGUCUGGUUCCACCUCAAGAGAACAGCGCUGGUGAAAGGAGCAGGUCGCUCGGUGCAGUUUCAUCAGCUGCAGCUGUACAGACAUGAAAUGCAGCAUUUUGUCAAGGUGAUGCAGGGAUACAUCGCCAACCAGAUCCUGCAAGUGUCCUGGAGCGAGUUCACAGCCAAGCUGGACUCUGCCAGCGACCUGGACGCCAUCCACCGUACGCAUGCAGACUACCUCAACAGGGCCAUCUUCAGGGGUUUGCUGACAGAGAAGGCGGCUCCGGUCAUGAACAUCAUCCACAGCAUCUUCAGCCUGAUCCUCAAGUUCCGGGCUCAGCUGAUCGCACAGCCCUGGGGCAGCCAGCAGGGGGAGGCAGUGCACCCCAGCUUCGUUGCCAUGCAGCAGUCGUACAACACCUUCAAGUAUUACUCUCACUUCCUUUUCAAAGUGGUGACCAAGCUGGUGAACAGAGGCUACCAGCCUCAUCUAGAGGAUUUCCUUCUUCGCAUCAACUUCAACAACUACUACAAAGACUCCUGAGCUGUGUACCUGUGUGUACGCUGUAGGACUUGACAUGAAACAGGCAUACAUGUUCGAUACUGAUCCAAUGCACCAUUGUGUACCAUGAGUGUUUACAUUUUUUAAAUCCCCGAUACGUGUUUAUAAGACAGAUAAUCAUAUAUAGGCGUAUGGAAUAAAUUCAAUUAAUUUGGCCCAAAAUAUAUCUUAAACCCCACCUGUGCUUUAUAAGGGCAUGCAUUUAAAAUUUAAAUCAGUUUAAGCAAUCAAUGUGCUGGAUUUGAACUACAUGUCUGUGUGCUUGAUUGAUGGCUUUACUUCCAAAACUGUAUGCUGCUGAAGUUUGUAAUUGAGAAGAUGCUAACGCCUACUGUAAAGUCUCACGCCCAGGUGUGCCUGCAGCUAUGUAGAUUUUAAGUACAUAUACAUUAAGUGGCAGUUAUAUGUAAAUACAAGAGCAAAAUGCUUUUAA
Anoplopoma fimbria (sablefish) is the source of this 6546-nucleotide messenger RNA. It is a transcript of the gene tubgcp6, whose product is annotated as tubulin, gamma complex associated protein 6. The transcript is spliced from 25 exons. Gene Ontology annotation, cellular component: centrosome; spindle pole; equatorial microtubule organizing center. Gene Ontology annotation, biological process: meiotic cell cycle; spindle assembly; mitotic cell cycle. Lineage: Eukaryota; Metazoa; Chordata; Actinopteri; Perciformes; Anoplopomatidae. The record is from RefSeq and is a predicted model, not a curated record. Gene Ontology annotation, molecular function: gamma-tubulin binding; microtubule minus-end binding. Bases 348 to 6095 code for a protein of 1915 amino acids.